AUGAUGAAUGGAAGAAACAGGUAUCCUUUUACUCCUUCUCAAUGGCAAGAGCUUGAACAUCAAGCUCUUAUCUACAAAUACAUGGCUUCUGGUAUCAAUAUUCCACCUGAUCUUCUCUUCACUAUCAAAAGAAGCUACUUGGAAUCUCCUCUCACUACUUCAAGGCUCUCACCUCAUCAGUCUCAACACUUUGGGUGGAACUAUUUGCCAAUGGGAUUAGGGAGAAAAAUAGACCCAGAGCCAGGGAGGUGUAGAAGAACAGAUGGAAAGAAAUGGAGGUGUUCAAAAGAAGCAUAUCCAGAUUCAAAGUACUGUGAGAGACACAUGCAUAGAGGUAAAAACCGUUCAAGAAAGCCUGUGGAAGUUUUGAAAACAACAAACACAGAUUCUGUUUCUGCUGUUGCUGUUGCUACUUCAUCAAUCUUAUCAAUGACUAAAAAUAGCACUAGUCUUGAUACUGAAAAUAACACUGCAGCACUUACCCCAACCUCUCAUCAUGAUAGUACUACUUACCAUUAUCCUCAACCUCAACUCUCUUCUUAUGCUUCUUCUCAUCUUCAACACUCUUUCCUCUACCAUAAUAACCCUCCACCUUCAAGGCCUAGUUUCUCAUUUCAAGACAACAACAGUACUGCUCCCAUGUUUCUUGACAGUACUGGUUCUUCCUCUCACAAUAACAACAACACUGAUUGCAGGAACAGGUAUGUUUAUGGGCUGAGAGAAGAGGUAGAUGAGCAUGCUUUCUUCAAUGAACCAUCUGGAACCAUAAGAAGUUUAUCAGCUUCAUCUAUGGAUGAUCAAUGGCAACUCACACCACUUACUAUAAGCCCAUCUUCCACUUCAAAACAGAGGAGUUGCUCUGGUUUAUCCAAUGAUCAGAAUGAGUACUCUUAUUUACAACUUCAAAGCCUCACUAACAACAUCAACAACAACAACAACAACUCAAAACAAGCACAGCAAGAUCAAAGCUGUUACAUCUCAGGCAGUGAAGAAACAUUCAUGAAAGAUGUGAAAGAAGAACCUCAAAAGAUUUUUCAUCGUUUUUUCGACGAAUGGCCACCGAAAAGCAGCAGAAACUCAUGGCUUGAUUUGGAUGAUAAAUCAUCCACCACUCAGCUUUCAAUUUCCAUUCCAACAUCAUCUCAUGAUUUCACAACUUUCAGUUCCAAUAACCAAACAGAUAGUUGA
This is a messenger RNA of Vicia faba (fava bean), 1188 nucleotides long. The record is from the annotation of a GenBank genome assembly. Lineage: Eukaryota; Viridiplantae; Streptophyta; Magnoliopsida; Fabales; Fabaceae.